Staurois parvus is the source of this 252-nucleotide messenger RNA. Lineage: Eukaryota; Metazoa; Chordata; Amphibia; Anura; Ranidae. The record is from the annotation of a GenBank genome assembly.
GACCAGGGGCGGACUGACCAUUAGAACACUCGGGCACUGCCCGAGGGCCCAGCGUCAGUAGGGGGCCCCAUGAAAUGCCCCUGGUACCUUUCUUAGGCUUUUUUGAGUUGUGGGCAAAGACACAGGGGCCCCAUGAUCCCCUAUUGCCCGGGGGCCCAUGAGUUGUCAGUCCACCCCUGCACAGGUGUGUGGUGUCGUUAUACACUCAGGUAUGAGAACAGCUCAGGGCUCCCAGUUUGGAUUACACUCCCA